GUGGGCACGGAAGUAAGGAACCUGAAAGGAGGCAAGGGAAAGAAACGGUGUUGGGAGCUAUGUUGUGUACUGGCUACGGAAUCUGAAAGUAACCAGUUGCACCAAUAGGCGGCGAUGAUCAGUGUUUCAAAAGUGUUUUUAUCGUGACAAUUCUGCUUCUCGCUCACAGCUUCUCGCGUCUCGCUCGUCGGAUAUGUCCUCUGCCUGGACGAUAGCCCUUGUGUUGGUAUGCAGCUUUUUAAGCGUCAGUGGAGAUGAACAAAGCGACGAAGCAAAUACAACACUGUCUUUAGUGCAGCUUUUGUUUCGCCAUGGUGAUAGAGCCCCCCAGAGCACCUACCCAACGGACCAGUACCAGCAAGACGCCUGGCUGAUGGGGUGGGGAAUGCUGACUGAUGUAGGAGCAGAGCAGUCUUUUGAUUUGGGACGCUUCUUGAAGGACAACUAUAAACAGCUGAAUUUUGGAUCUCUGACAGAUUCUCAGGUGUAUGUGCGUAGCACGUCCAUUACGCGAGCGCGGAUGACUGCGGAGUGUGUGAUGGCAGGGAUGCUGCUGACCAACGUCAGCCAGUGUGACAUGAAGACAGUGUUGCAGCCAGUCAGAGUCCACUAUCAAGACCAAAGCCAGGAUCAGCUGUUGUCCAUGGCUCCCUGCCCUCUUAAGGAGAGCCUAAAACAAGAAUGGAGGAGCACAUCCUCCGCAUGGGGAGGUUUUCUCAACCACUGUAAGAAAAUGUUCAAGUACCUGAGCAGGUUCACUGGGUGGAAGGUUGACGAGACCAACAUACUGAGGAUAGCUGAUGCAUUGUACUGUGAGAUGCGCCAUGAUCUCAAACAGCCUUCUUGGAUGAACCCGGAAAUUCUACUUCUGAUGAAUGUUUACAAUCUGUCAUCAGCCUUUGCUUACCCAACGUCAGAAAUACAGAAGUUGGGUGCAGGUCCCCUUCUUGAGAAGAUGAUGUCUAACAUCAAACUCAAGUUGAUUGACCCUGACAGUCAGAUGAAGUUGUAUGUGUACUCAGCACAUGAUAGCAACAUCAUUGCUUUUCUGUCAGCACUUGGAGUAUUCAAUUCCAUCCAGCCUCCAUACACUGCCUGCGUGAUGCUGGAGCUGUAUCACAGGAACAACCUAUUCUUUGUCAAAGUCUUGUACAGAAAUGACACAGCAGCUCCUCCCUACACUCUGACAAUACCAGGUUGUGCCACACUGUGCCCUAUUGCCACCUUCCACAGACUGUUGAGUAAUGUGACACUGGAGGCGGAGUCUCGGGCUUCCUUGUGUGGGUCCACCCAAGCUGCAACAGGAGCCACCUCCACCCCUAACAGUUAUGUGGUACCACUGGCAACAGCUGGUGCCUUCGUCCUCCUUGCUGUUGUUGUUGUUGCCAUGUACUUCCUCCACCGACACCGCCACAAGCUCAGCAAGCGUGUCAUCAACUAUUGCCAGCUACUUCACAGUCCUGAAAACAACACAGAUGAAGAUGAGCUUGUGGCCUGAUGCUGAAAGUCACAGCAGGUAGUUUACUGUUUUGUUAUGGAGACGCAAUCUUGUCUUGUUGCAUAAUAUUGGUGAGGGAAAAUAUCAUUGAUAUUUUCUGUUCAUAUGACUAUAUUUUUUUUCACAUUCCAGAUUUUGUUGAUUGUUUCAGAAGAGUUCCAUUUAGUUUAUCACAUAUGCAUAAGAAUUUGUUUUUCUGUUUUGGAAAGGUUUGUUAUCAUCAAAUGUUUAUAGAAGCAAAGAUGUGGAUAAGAAUUUGUUUGAAGAGUUAUCUGACCCUUCUGUAAUGAUUUCUGAUUUGAGUAAUGAUAACUGAUUUGAGUAAUGAUAACUGAUUUCAGUAAUGAAAUGCUUCAGAAAUGCUUCAUCUGCUGUGUAAAGUGCAUUUUUUAAAAGUUGAAUUGAAUUUUAUGUCAGCAUAGUUAAAUACUAACUAUGGUGAUUUGUCCAGCUUAACAUCUAUUUCACAUUUAAGUUCGGAACAUAUUAAGACUUUAUGACAUCUGGCCCAAAUGAUAAUCAUCUUUUUGACAUUUGUUGUUUAUAUUAUUCCCCCAAAUAGUUUAUACAUUAUAUAGUUUUAUUAUGAACAAAAAAUUUAAAGGAGAAAAACUUUAAUAAACAGAGUUAUUGAAAACUCCAGCCCUGCUCACAUCAUGUAAGUUGUUUUGGCACAGUGGAAACAUUGAAACUAAUGAAUACAAGAAUCCAUUUGAAGAAACUGUUCCAAAAUGUACAGUACAUUCAGUGUGUUCACCACUGAGCAGAGCAAAUCAAGUGUUGCAUACAGGUUCUACUGCAUGCGGGUAGACACAGAAACAAUAUCCUGGCCUGACAUCUCUGCAUUGAUGUAUUCCAGACUCCGUUGUUUACAGACUGCUGUCCUGUGGAAUAUUG
This is a messenger RNA of Haliotis rubra (blacklip abalone), 2395 nucleotides long. Its product is annotated as prostatic acid phosphatase-like. The record is from RefSeq and is a predicted model, not a curated record. Lineage: Eukaryota; Metazoa; Mollusca; Gastropoda; Lepetellida; Haliotidae. The transcript is spliced from 11 exons. Gene Ontology annotation, biological process: dephosphorylation. Gene Ontology annotation, molecular function: phosphatase activity. The coding region runs from base 194 to 1498 and encodes 434 amino acids.